Molecule: messenger RNA, 1682 nt
Organism: Hibiscus syriacus
Lineage: Eukaryota; Viridiplantae; Streptophyta; Magnoliopsida; Malvales; Malvaceae
Product: serine-threonine kinase receptor-associated protein-like
Exons: 7
Coding region: 436-1491 (351 amino acids)
Biological process (GO): spliceosomal snRNP assembly
Cellular component (GO): SMN complex
Molecular function (GO): protein binding; RNA binding
Source: RefSeq, a predicted model, not a curated record
UCAGUGUGGGAAAAUUCUGGCCUGAAGUGAGCCAUUGUUGUGUGUAUAUAAAAUGGGAUCGAUUGCACGUUUUUCCUUGCGCCUAUGCCUUUGAUUUUCCCCCUAACAUUUCCCAUUCAUCAUCUUUUUCAGAGCCCAGGGUUAGGAGGUGUGGAUUCGCGCCAUCAAAUCCAAUUUCCUCUAAACCGAAGCGUCUUCCUGCCUGUAUUAAACUACUGCCAUUUCUGUUUUCCUCGUUUUUUUCCUCUCUCUCUCUCUAUAUAUAUAUAUCUGACCCCUCAAAGAAUACCCAGAAAAAAACCCCAGUUUGUCUUUUUAUUGUUUGGGUUUGUGUAGAUUUGUUAUCACUUUCAAGUUUAUAUUUUCUUGUUUGAAGAUCAUUAAGGAUUAGGGAUUUCUUCCCCCGUUUUGUUUGCAAGUAAAACGAAGAAAAAUAUGGAAAAGAAAAAGGUCGCGGUCUCUCUUUUAUGCCAUGGCCAUUCACGUCCUGUUGUGGAUCUCUUUUACAGCCCUGUUACUCCUGAUGGCUUUUUUCUCAUCAGUGGGAGCAAAGAUUCGUGUCCCAUGCUGAGGAAUGGGGAAACUGGAGAUUGGAUAGGAACCUUUGAAGGCCACAAGGGUGCUGUGUGGAGUGUUUGCUUGGAUUCAAAUGCUUUACGUGCUGCUUCUGCUUCUGCUGAUUUUUCUGCGAAAGUGUGGGAUGCUCUAACAGGUGACGUAGUGCACUCAUUUGAACACAAACAUAUAGUUCGAGCUUGUGCUUUUUCAGAGGAUACACUCCUUUUAUUGACUGGGGGAGUUGAGAAAGUCCUCCGUAUCUAUGAUUUGAAUCGUCCUGAUGCACCUCCAAGAGAAGUAGACAAAUCACCUGGUUCAGUCAGAACUGCUACAUGGAUGCAUAGUGACCAGACAAUAUUAAGUUCCUGCACUGAUAUGGGCGGUGUCAGAUUGUGGGAUGUAAGGAGUGGUAAAAUAGUUCAAACCCUAGAGACCAAAUCAUCUGUGACCAGUGCUGAAGUGAGUCAAGAUGGUCGAUAUAUCACAACUGCAGAUGGAUGUAUGGUUAAGAUUUGGGAUGCAAACCACUUUGGGUUGGUAAAGAGGUACAACAUGCCAUGCACAGUUGAAUCAGCUUCAUUGGAACCGAUUUAUGGAAAUAAAUUUGUUGCUGGAGGAGAAGAUAUGUGGGUUCGUGUUUUCGAUUUCCACACCGGGGAUGAGAUAGCGUGCAAUAAGGGUCACCAUGGUCCGGUACACUGUGUGCGAUUUUCACCAGUAGGGGAGUCAUAUGCCUCAGGAUCCGAGGAUGGAACCAUUAGAAUAUGGCAGACAGGCUCUUUGACACAUGACAGUGAACCGAUUGCAGCACAUGGGUCAAUCGGGAAGGUAAAGCCUUCCACAGAAGAUAUUUCACGCAAGAUCGGUGGUUUACACAUUACAGAAGAUAGCAAGAUCAAAGCGAAAGAAACAGAGAUCGAGCAACAAGGUUGAUUUCGGGCUUUAUCUUCGCAAGCAUAAACCCAUUAGACAAUAUCAUCAAUGUAGUUUUUCAUAUCACACGUAUAGACAGAAUCGGCAUAAUUCAAGUCUUUGGUUCAUUUUACAUUAUGUAGACUAGACCCAAAUGCUUUAUAUAAGCGAUAAAUGAGAUCUCCCUGACAUUGCAUGCAAUUGUGAUAUCU